GGGAGGCACGGGAGGCGGAGGCAGGCGGGCGCGCGGGGAGCGAGCCGCAGCCCGGCCCAGCCAGCCCUGCCGCCACCCCGGCGUGGCCGCGCCGCCAGGGGCCCGCGAGCAGCUCCCACGGGAGGACGCGGCCGGCCAGCAUGAGCGACAACUCCACGGCGGCCAAGCCCAAGCGGGCCAAGGCGGCCUCCAAGAAGUCCGCCGACCACCCCAAGUACUCGGACAUGAUCGUGGCUGCCAUCCAGGCCGAGAAGAACCGCGCCGGCUCCUCGCGCCAGUCCAUCCAGAAAUACAUCAAGAGCCACUACUCGGUGGGCGAGAACGCCGACUCGCAGGUCAAGCUGGCCAUCCGGCGCCUGGUCACCGCCGGCGCCCUCCAGCAGACCAAGGGGGUCGGUGCCUCGGGCUCCUUCCGGCUGGCCAAGGGCGACGAGCCCGGGAGGGCAGUGGCCUUCAGGAAGGAGGCCAAGAAGGCGGUCAAGAAGGCGGCCGCGCCGAGGAAGGCGCCCAAGCCCAAGAAGGCGCCCCCCAAGGCCCCCCGCAAGAAGCCCCGGGCUGCCCCGGCCAAGAAAGCCAAGAAGCAGCCGGCUGCCACGCCCAAGAAAGCCAAAAAGCCCAGGGCCGUGCGGGCCAAGCCGGUCAAGGCCUCCAAACCCAAGAAGGCCAAGCCGGUCAAGGCCAAGGCCAAGGCCAGCGCCAGGAGGGCGGGCAAGAAGAAGUGAGCGGGGCGCUCUCCCCGCCUCCUGGCGAUCCUGGCGCUCGCGCCGCGCCCCUGACUCGGAUUCCCGUUCCCGUGCGGGCUUGCCCCGUGCUGCGGGACUGCACUAGGAUGUGGCUUCGUCGGCUGGGGCAGGGGUGGGGCGGGGCGGGCGAGGCCUGCGGAGCCGGCGGGCGGGGGCUCCUGUGCGGAGUGGGGAACCUUUGGCCUGGAGGACGGGGCGGCGGCGCACCGCCGGGAGGAGGAGGAGGAGGACCCCGGGCGUGCACCUGCGGGCUCCCCGUCGUCUCGGCCGGGGAGGGGCUCGGGGGACACUGGGACCAGCCCGGGGCCGUGCUGUGGCUCCGGCGAGGGCGCCUGCGGGUGCGCGCACCCAGGUGCCUCGGAGUGCCCGGCUGAAACUCCCCGCGCGCCGGGAGGACUUCGCUUCUCCCCUGCCUUCUCCUCUCCUGGGGCUGCAGCCCCGCCGCCGCCGCGGAGUUCACCCUCGGACUUGGCACUUGGCGCGCCCCCUAAGUCGUCGCGGGGGGCGUGGACCGCCGGCCACGCCGCCCUCGGCCGCGCGGUGCGCGCGCGUCUGUGUGCGCGGCUGUCGGUCGGAGCCGGGAGAAAAUGUGCAGACCCCUCCUCCUACUUGACUAAAACAGGAACACCGCGCACCUGCGCGGCCCCCUCCCCCAACCACCUUUUUUUUUUUAAACAAGUGUUAUUCGUGCCGGGAAAAUUUUGCUGUCUUUGUAAUUUUAAAACUUUAAAAUAAAAUUGAAAAAGAA
This is a messenger RNA of Lepus europaeus (European hare), 1491 nucleotides long. RefSeq names its product histone H1.0. Gene Ontology annotation, molecular function: double-stranded DNA binding; nucleosomal DNA binding; structural constituent of chromatin. Gene Ontology annotation, cellular component: nucleosome; nucleus. Lineage: Eukaryota; Metazoa; Chordata; Mammalia; Lagomorpha; Leporidae. Gene Ontology annotation, biological process: chromosome condensation; negative regulation of DNA recombination; nucleosome assembly. The transcript has a single exon. The coding region runs from base 141 to 722 and encodes 193 amino acids. The record is from RefSeq and is a predicted model, not a curated record.